AUUAAAUGACAUAUUUUUUGCAUGAAUUAAGUGAUCGUUUGAUUUGAUUGACAAUUGGCUUAAGAAGUGUUGGGAAGCGAUGGGCGAUCAGACGAAGACAUUUUUAUACGCCUUUUUGGGCAAAUAUAAGGUGACUCCCGAUUACCAGUACCACCAAACUGGCAGUAAUAACCGGAUCAGAUUCAGAUGCGAGAUAAGAGCCGAGGGUUACAAUUAUGUAGCGAUGGGUAACUCAACCAAUAAGAAAGACGCGGCCGUAAACGCGGCCAAAGAUUUCCUCAUGUAUUUGGUUCGCGACAAUAAAUUGGCCGAAAGUGAACUGCCAUUCAAUACGGCCGCCAAUCCUAUCAUUACUGGCCCUCCAGUGGCUGUUCCGCCACCGCCUGGCAAUGGUUCUCAGAUGACACCAAUGCCGCCGAUCGACGCCUUUAUCAGUUCGUAUAGAGGAGGACCAGGAGGUGGUGGUGGCGGUGAUGGGGGUCCUCCACGACCCCCACCGGUGGGCAAAGGCUUUAUGUCAUACUCUGAGGGACCGAAACAGGAAUACAUCGAUCGAAUCGCUCAGAAGCGUAAGUUCGAAGAGGGGGAGGAAUUGGACCUGAAUUCAGGCAUUCACGGCAACUGGACUUUGGAUAACGCGAAGCAACAGUUGAACCAAUAUAUGGCGCAAAACAAGAUUAAAGCCGAUUACGUGUAUUCAGCCGUCGGACCCGAUCACGCAAAGUAUGAUGUGUCGGCUCGAGAGCCCGGUUCUAAUAAGAUGUUGGCCUCGAAGUCAUGCGCCCUCUCUAUUAUACGUCAGAUGUUUCACUUCGGUAUUUUAGGAGAGUUUAAAGUCGGGCCAAAGAAAAAUAAAUCUCAAUCGAUCGACUCGUAUGCCGUGGAUGUGCCCAACCAUAUACUGGAUUUGGUUAAUAAGACUCUUCAGGAUCUAAACAUAAAACCGGUUCCCAUUUGCGAACACCGUUUGGCUGACGGCACUCCUGACUCGUAUUCAAUUCUCAUUGAAAACCAAAUUCCAACUGAAAUCAAGACAAGUGCUAUAUCGAGCAUACAGUGUGUCAGUUGGUGUCCACCCAUUGAGAACUGGAACCCAUGGAAGGGCUGUAAUAUAGAUGAAGGCAUUCUCUCCACUUCUAAUUUGACACAAAUCAGUGAAAUGCUAUCCAGAGAACAGUUGACUGCACUUCAGAAUCCACACUAUCUGGAAAUGAUUGAACGCAGACAACGGCUUCCCGUUUGGGGCGUCAAAGAGCAGAUUCUGGGUAUGAUUCGUGACAAUCCUGUUGUGAUCAUAAGAGGCAGCACCGGAUGCGGCAAAACUACACAAGUGCCGCAAUUUCUACUCGAUUCCUAUAUCGCCAACAAUAGGGGCGCCGAAUGUAAUGUAAUCGUAACACAACCGCGAAGAAUAAGCGCCAUAUCUAUCGCCGAAAGAGUGGCUCAGGAGAGGGCGGAGGCGUUGUCUAUGAACUCGAGCACUCUUCAGGAUCUAAACAUAAAACCGGUUCCCAUUUGCGAACACCGUUUGGCUGACGGCACUCCUGACUCGUAUUCAAUUCUCAUUGAAAACCAAAUUCCAACUGAAAUCAAGACCAGUGCUAUAUCGAGUAUACAGUGUGUCAGUUGGUGUCCACCCAUUGAGAACUGGAACCCAUGGAAAGGCUGUAAUAUAGAUGAAGGCAUUCUCUCCACUUCUAAUUUGACACAAAUCAGUGAAAUGCUGUCCAGAGAACAGUUGACUGCACUUCAGAAUCCACACUAUCUGGAAAUGAUUGAACGCAGACAACGCCUUCCCGUUUGGGGCGUCAAAGAUCAGAUUCUGGGUAUGAUUCGUGACAAUCCUGUGGUGAUCAUAAGAGGCAGCACCGGAUGCGGCAAAACUACACAAGUGCCGCAAUUUCUACUCGAUUCGUAUAUCGCCAACAAUAGGGGCGCCGAAUGUAAUGUAAUCGUAACACAACCGCGAAGAAUAAGCGCCAUAUCUAUCGCCGAAAGAGUGGCUCAGGAGAGGGCGGAGGCGUUGUCUAUGAACUCGAGCGUCGGUUAUAGCGUUCGGUUCGAGAACUCAUUGCCGCGACCGUACGGUUCGGUCCUGUUUUGUACGAUUGGAAACCUUUUACGCAAACUCGAAGGCGGACUCCGAGGCGUGUCUCACGUGAUCCUCGACGAGGUUCACGAGCGAGACGUUAACACAGACUUCUUGCUGGUUGUGGCCCGAGAUAUGGUCAACGCUUUCCCCCAUUUGAGGCUAAUCUUAAUGUCGGCCACAAUCGAUACGUCAAUAUUUCAGCGAUAUUUUGGCAAUUGUCCCAUUUUGGAGAUCCCGGGCCAGUCAUACCCCGUACAAGAGUAUUACCUCGAAGACUGUGUGGAAAUGGUGCGCUUCAUUCCGCCGCCGCCUCAACGCAAAGGUCGCAACUUUCAAGACGAGGACUCGGAGGGCGGUUCCGCAGAAGGCGGCGGCGAUAAUCUCAACAAACAGGUGGCGCCGCGUUAUUCGGAACAAACGCGACAAUCGAUGGCCAAAAUGAGCGAAAGAGAGAUUAGCUUUGAUUUGAUUGACGCACUCAUUGGACACAUUCAGACACUGAACACUCCGGGCUCUAUCCUUGUCUUCCUCCCCGGUUGGAACUACAUCUUCGCACUCAUGAGACACUUGCAAUCGCAUCCGUAUUACGGUUCCGAACGCUUCCGAAUACUUCCAUUGCAUUCGCAAAUACCGCGCGAAGAGCAGCGCCGGGUCUUCGAUCCCGUGCCCGAAGGCGUGACCAAAAUUAUUUUGUCCACAAAUAUUGCCGAAACGAGUAUUACGAUCGAUGACAUCGUAUUUGUGAUCGAUUCGUGCAAAAUAAAGAUCAAACUCUUCACUUCGCACAACAAUAUGACAAACUAUGCCACCGAUUGGGCCUCAAAGACGAACCUUCAGCAGCGCAGAGGACGUGCGGGUCGAGUGCGGCCCGGUUUCUGUUACUACCUCUGCAGUAAAGCUCGUUAUGAAGCGAUGGACGAGUACCUGAAGCCAGAGAUCUUCCGGACGCCAUUACAUGAGAUCGCGCUCACAAUCAAACUGUUAAGACUCGGAGCGAUCAUUCCGUUCCUGUCGAAGGCCAUAGAGCCGCCGCCCAUCCAUACCAUCAUCGAAUCGGAGGUGAUUUUACGUGAGUUGAAGGCGUUGGACGAUCAAAGCGAACUGACACCUCUCGGUCGCAUUCUGGCCCGACUUCCCAUUGAGCCGCGAAUCGGCAAAAUUAUGAUCGCUUCCAUUAUAUUCGGUUGUGCGGACUCGAUGUGCACCAUAACCGCCAACUCGAGCACAUGUCCCGACCCUUUCGAUUCGUUCAAUUUGGGUCGUUUGCGUUACUCUCACCGGCGUUUCAGUAAUGGCCGCUUCAGUGAUCACAUACUUCUGCUCCGAUCGUUUCGCCAGUGGGAGAGGGCUUUCCAUUACAGCGAGGCCUCAGCCAUGGAGUUCUGCGAGAAGUUCUCACUCCUGCCCACAGCCAUGAAGAUCACGUCCGAAGCGAAGCGACAAUUAAUCGAUUUAUUGCGAAGCUCUAUGUUCUCCGACGAAGUGCUCGGCGAUCGUUACUACGAGACCCACAACUGGUCCGUACAGUCGGAGGGAGAGAAUCGGAGCGACACUGGACUCGAUAUAAUGACAGCGCUAUUAACGAUGGGUUUAUAUCCAAACGUAUGCAUACAUAAAGAGAAGCGAAAGGUGUUGACGACUGAGGCCCGGAUCGCUUUGGUGCACAAGUCUUCCGUCUGUUACACAAACCUGCCGUUCCCUCAGCAGACGUUUCACAUGCCGUUCUUCGUCUACGGAGAGAAGUUGCGGACGAGUGUCAUAUCAGCCAAACAGCUAACAAUGGUUUCGCCCAUUCAUUUGCUUCUGUUUGGCGCCAAACGAGUGGAAGUAACGCCCGAUCUAUUCGUCGAAUUAGACAAAUGGAUUGACUUCAAAAUGAAUCCACAUUUGGCGGCCGCUAUCGUAGCCCUCAGACCCGCCAUCGAAGAGCUCAUAAUGAGUGUGUCGGCCAAUCCGGAGAUUGUGACCACUCUAUCGCCGGCCGAGAAACAGCUCAUAGAGACUGUGACUACAAUCUGCAGUUUCGAUGUCGUCAAGAUUCACAAACUCGAGCCAAGAAUUAGCUUUGAUUUGAUUGACGCACUCAUUGGACACAUUCAGACACUGAACACUCCGGGCUCUAUCCUUGUCUUCCUCCCCGGUUGGAACUACAUCUUCGCACUCAUGAGACACUUGCAAUCGCAUCCUUAUUACGGUUCCGAACGCUUCCGAAUACUUCCAUUGCAUUCGCAAAUACCGCGCGAAGAGCAGCGCCGGGUCUUCGAUCCCGUGCCCGAAGGCGUUACCAAAAUUAUUUUGUCCACAAAUAUCGCUGAAACGAGUAUUACGAUCGAUGACAUCGUAUUUGUGAUCGAUUCGUGCAAAAUAAAGAUCAAACUCUUCACUUCGCACAACAAUAUGACAAACUAUGCCACGGAUUGGGCCUCAAAGACAAACCUUCAGCAGCGCAGAGGACGUGCCGGUCGAGUGCGGCCCGGUUUUUGUUACUACCUCUGCAGUAAAGCUCGUUAUGAGGCGAUGGACGAGUACCUGAAGCCAGAGAUUUUCCGGACGCCAUUGCAUGAGAUCGCGCUCACAAUCAAACUGUUAAGACUCGGAGCGAUCAUUCCGUUCCUGUCGAAGGCCAUUGAGCCGCCGCCCAUCCAUACCAUCAUCGAAUCGGAGGUGAUUUUACGCGAGUUGAAGGCGUUGGACGAUCAAAGCGAACUGACACCUCUCGGUCGCAUUCUGGCCCGACUUCCCAUUGAGCCGCGAAUCGGCAAAAUUAUGAUCGCUUCCAUUAUAUUC
Medioppia subpectinata is the source of this 4879-nucleotide messenger RNA. The record is from the annotation of a GenBank genome assembly. NCBI's taxonomy places the organism in Eukaryota, Metazoa, Arthropoda, Arachnida, Sarcoptiformes, Oppiidae.